CUUUUGGGUUCUCACUUCUCUCCCUCUACAGUUUCAGUCUCUCGUCUUCUGUUGUUUAUAUUUGUGAUUUGAUUCCUCAAUCAGAGUUCAUUUUAGCACACCAUGGGAAGCAAGCAUUCCAAAGGAACAACUGAUCGAGUGCCUUUUGCAGCUUUGCAGGAAGCAACUAACAACUUUGAUGUGAGUUUGAUCAUUGGAGUGGGUGCUUUUGGGAAGGUUUACAGGGGUGUUUUGUGUGAUGGCACAAAGGUGGCCCUGAAAAGGCGUAAGCCUAACUCCCGACAAGGUAUUGAAGAGGUCCGAACAGAAAUUGAGAUGCUCUCUCAGUUCUGCCAUCCCUAUUUGGUUUCAUUUAUUGGAUACUGUGAUGAAAAUAAUGAGAUGAUUCUAAUUUAUGAGUACAUGGAGAAUGGGAACCUCAGGAGCCAUUUGUAUGGCUCAGAUCUACGUCUACCCACGAUGAGCUGGGAGCAGAGGCUGGAGAUAUGCAUCGGGGCAGCCAGAGGUCUUCACUACCUUCAUACUAGGGGAGUUAUACAUCGUGAUGUCAAAUCUACAAGCAUAUUGCUUGAUGAGAAUUUUGUGCCAAAAAUUACUGAUUUUGGAGUAUACAAGAAUGGGUCUGAGCUUGAUACUGCCGACCUUAUAGGAACAAUGGGCUACGUUGUUGACCCUGAAUCUUUUGGAACCCGACAGCUGACAGAAAAGUCUAAUGUUUAUUCUUUCGGUGCUGUUUUAUUCGAAGUUCUUUGUGCUAGGCCUGCUGUAGAAAUACCUGGUUGGGAAGAUACGUUCAGUUUAGCUGAAUGGGCAAUGAAUUGGAUGAAGAAGGGACAACUGGAACGAAUCAUAGAUCCCAAUCUUCUGGGCAAAAUAAGACCAGAUUCCCUAAGAAAGUUUGGAGAAACAGCGGAGAAAUGCUUAGCUGAUUCUGGUGUAGAUAGGCCAUCUAUGGGUGAGAUGCUGUGGAAUUUGGAGUAUGCACUUCAUCUCCAAGAGCCUGUCAUGCAAGAAAACAGUAUCAUCCCUCUUGGCAAGCUAUCACCGCAAAUUAAUGAUUUCAGUCAUGUUGAUGCCAGUUGUAGUGCUGCUCAGAUCGGAACAUCAAAUUCGUAUUGUGAUCUCUCUAGUGAUGAGGUUAUAAGUCCAAGAUAACUAAGUGAAAAUGGUAAAUACCUUCUUUAGGUGUUUGUUGAUUCCACUUAGGUUCAUGAACCAUAUGAAUAUUUAUUUUUGGCUUUUGUAACAAUUUAUUUAACUAGGUUCUGAGUUGUAUAUAGAAAACAUGCAUUGGUCUACCUGUGGAUUUGAGGUGUCCGGUUGUUUUGCAUGUUGUGUAUUCUUAGAAAAAGUAAUGAAGUUUCAUGUCAAAUUCCAUCAUAA
Messenger RNA from Solanum stenotomum, 1383 nucleotides. RefSeq names its product receptor-like protein kinase HERK 1. Gene Ontology annotation, biological process: protein autophosphorylation. Gene Ontology annotation, cellular component: plasma membrane; plasmodesma. Lineage: Eukaryota; Viridiplantae; Streptophyta; Magnoliopsida; Solanales; Solanaceae. The coding region runs from base 103 to 1155 and encodes 350 amino acids. The record is from RefSeq and is a predicted model, not a curated record. Gene Ontology annotation, molecular function: ATP binding; transmembrane receptor protein tyrosine kinase activity. The transcript has a single exon.